Staurois parvus is the source of this 317-nucleotide messenger RNA. The record is from the annotation of a GenBank genome assembly. NCBI's taxonomy places the organism in Eukaryota, Metazoa, Chordata, Amphibia, Anura, Ranidae.
CUAUUGACUCUGCAGACAGUUGGUGACUUCUGCACACUGUGGUCUUCAGUAUGCACUGACCCCACUCUGUCAUUUUACGUAGCCUAUCAAUUGGUGGCUGAGUUGCUGUUGUUCUCAGUUGCUUCCAGUUUGCUAUAUUACUACUAACAGUUGACCAUGGAAUAUUUUAGUAGCAAGGAAAUUUCACAGAUGGACUUAUUACACAGGUGGCAACCUAUCACAGUACCACGCUUGAAUUCACUGAGCUCCUGAGAGCGACCCAUUCUUUCACAAAUGUUUAUAGAAGCAGUCUGCAUGCCUAGGUGCUUGAUUUUAUA